UCCGCGUCCUCCGGCCAGCUGCCGCCCGCGCGCCCUCCCGCCCACGCCAUGGACGCCAAGGUCAUGGCCGCGCUGGCCCUCGUGCUGGCCGCGCUGUGCCUCAGCAGCGACGGGAAGCCGGUCAGCCUGAGGUACAGAUGCCCGUGCCGCUUCUUUGAAAGCCACAUUGCCAGAGCCAACGUGAAGCAUCUGAAAAUUCUCAACACUCCUAACUGCGCCCUUCAGAUCGUGGCAAGGCUGAAGAACAACAACAGACAAGUGUGCAUUGACCCGAAGCUAAAGUGGAUUCAGGAGUACCUGGAGAAAGCCUUAAACAAGAGGCUCAAGAUGUGAAAGGUGGGUCAGACGCCUGAGGAAACCUUACAGAAGGAGCCCAGGUCUGAAGUCAGUGUUAGGGAAGGGCCUGCAGCCAUGUCUCUGCUCCCGGGCAGGGCUAAAGGCAUUUUCCAAAGGGCCUUUGUUUUGCACAAUUUGCUGUAUUUUCACUAUUCGAUUAUGUAGCAAAAUACAUGGUGUUUAUUUUUCACUUAGUAGCAUUAUCCAGUGUCAUUGGCAACAGGAACUAGCUAAGGCCAUUAUGUUAUUUCCUUUGUAAUAGAGUCUUUUUCAGAGCCCCUCCUCUGCCGAGGGGCUCCUCUAACUUGUAUCUCUGAGCUGAUGAAACAGGAGGCUUUUUGAAUGGGAACCAGGUCGCCUCCCCUGGAGGCUUCCCAGUGAGGCAGAAGUAUGAGGCCAGGGCAGAGUAACACCCACGCUCACCCCACGCUCUUCUUCGCAUCCCAUCAUUCUCACCAUUGUCUCUCAUCCAUCAUCAUGUGUCUCCAAGACUGUCCCCCGUGACCCUGAGAAAGGACUCUCAAGAUGAAAGUUUUCACUCAAACCGGGCAGCAAGGAGGAAAGGGAAGCAACUGGUGGUCCCUGGAAUCACUGUGCACAUCUAUGUCUUGUUUGGAAUAUUGUCUGUUGUCCAACCGUGUGUUCUUGUUCAAAGCCCAUGCGUGUCCUCAUCUGUGACCAAUGUCUUGAUGUGUAUUGUCUCCAACUCCUAUGCAAAGGCUGGGUGUGAGGGGCCCCUGGCGUCCUCGGACCACUCCCCGCGAGGCUGUGAGAAUGAGAGCUGCUCUGAUGAACCCACUGAUCACAGAGCCUCGGUGACUCAGCAGGCAAAGCCCAAAGGAAUGUGGUUUGAAGCGGCAGAGCCGACCUCAGUCUCGUGAUUUUGAGGACUUGUGUACUCGAGAACUGCUUGGCCCUCGAUCUUUCCGUCAUUGUUGAUAUCUUAAAACUAGUUUCAUUUUCCUGUCACCAAACUCAGCGUUUGGGAGGGGCAAGAACAAGAAUUCUCAAUUCUUUCUAAUUGUUAUGCUUUAUACCCAAUCCAUAAAAUAACCAAUCUUGAACAGAAGAUUCCUUCCCCAGUUAAAGCCACUUCCUCUUUCUCACCACUGGGCAGUGCCAUCCAUCCUCUCUCACCUUACUGCGGAGCUGUGACCUAUUUGCUGCCACGUGUGCCUUAUUGAGUCCAGCUGCACGUUCCUCUCAGAGGGGAGGCUACCCCUAUCUCACAAGUCUCCCUUUCCCCAGGACAGGCUGGGACAGGGGCAUUCCUACCACUGUUCCAUACAUAGGGUCUGAAGGUGUUUCCCAGGCUGCAUUUGAAGUUAAUCUUGCUAACAUUUUUCUUCUUUGACCAAGGCUCUGCUAAGAUUCUUCAAAUGAAGAAAGGAUAGAAUGAAAAGUAAAGAGACCCAUCAGUUGGCUAGAUUCUUCCUGUAACAUGGGAAAAUAAAUUAUUAAAAAAAAAAACCCUUCAAUGGUAGGUGUUUUGAGAUUUAAUCAUCUAUAGCAUUAUCAGCGCUAUGGGUAGAGUGUGUUUGUAAGUAUUCCUUUAAUCGACUCCUCAUAAUAAAAAUAAAAUAAAAAGGCAAAUCUAUUCAAGAUUUUCCCCUAAAUAAAAAUUACAUUUCUCAAGUCAGUCAAGUUAGACUGAAAAACUAGGCUGUGGGGGAGGAGGGUCUUUAUAAAUUACAGAUACAGAUCUUUUAUAAGGAUGCAGGAUGAAUUUCUAAACCCUCUUGAAAUUAACUCCAAUCACUUUAGCAUUCCUGAAAUAUAUAAUAACUGAUUGAAUUUCUAGUUGAAAAGCUUUUUUUUGUUGUUGUUGUUUCUAGUGAACCUAAGAUACUCAAAAAUCUUCAUGGAAAAUUUAGUUUUCUUUCCCUGAGAUCUAUGAAGCUGGACCUUUCAAUCUUGCUGGGAGGAAACAAUCAACAGUUGUAAAUCUUAAGUGCAAUUAAGAUCCAUUUCUAUUUCUCCUCCAUAGGGGAUAGAGACCCAGAAGGGUAGGAACUACUGGGAGAAUUAUUUGUGUAACAAUUCCUCUGCUAACAGUGAGCUUCUAACUGGAGACUGCCUGUCUAAAGCAAAUAUGCAUUUAAAUAGUCCAUUUGCAAAGGAAAAGUCUCUUCCCCACCUUGAUCUCCGCUUUGCUUUCAAAAUACAAGUCAAGUGCCAUCAAGUGAACUAUUAUUGACUGGCCCAGCUGUCCCUGCUGGCCCUGGUUCUGCCUGCACCCAACAUUCCUUUGGGCUCUGGUAACCUAAUGUGUGGCUGUCCCCUCUAUUGCCAGUCUUUGCAUCGGGAUGGGGCUGGGGGCACGCAGCCUUGCUUUGUGUUGGAACCCCAAAUCUGUGCCUUGUGUUGUUUACACUGUUCUGUGGUCGGCGCCCGCCAGGCACUGAGACUCCAGCAAGGAGAGCCCAGGGCUGACCUACCUGUUCCCCCAGAGGAACGAUUCAACUUUGAUCCUUGGGUCUGAAUAGCAAAAGCUUUCAGUCUCCCCCCAGGGGUGGCCAGACAUCUUGGGACUUUUGCUUUAGGUUCCUUUCCCAUGGUGUGAUUUUUCUCACCAAGGGGCUCCCUUACUGGAAGUUACCCCUUUCCAACUGGAUAAGAACUUGGGGUGUCCUGUUCUCUUCCCUCACAGCUCCCUGAUUCCCUGAUUUUAAGGGAAUUCCUAGAAAUUUCUAAAUCCGCCCUGUCCCCCACCCCAGUAAACCACUGACAUUGCCAAGUUAACAAAACCGCCUUGCUGGCUUCUCAGUCUCUGAGCAGCGAUGGGUUCAGUGUUACGUGUGAUGAAUACUGUAUUUUGCAUUGUUUAGAUUGAGUCUCCCAGAUAAUGUGAAAAAUGGUCCAGGAGAAGGCAGCUUUCUGUAUGCAGUGUGUGCUUCUUUUUUAUUUUUUUCCUUUUUUUUUUUUUAAAUACGAGACAAUUCUUUGAGAAACAACCAUUUCUACUUUGAAGUCCUACCAAUGAAAAAGAUGUAUCUGCACUUCACAGUUUUCUAAUAAAGAUCUGUAUUCAAGUGUAA
Messenger RNA from Jaculus jaculus (lesser Egyptian jerboa), 3374 nucleotides. RefSeq names its product C-X-C motif chemokine ligand 12 (gene Cxcl12). Gene Ontology annotation, cellular component: external side of plasma membrane; extracellular region. NCBI's taxonomy places the organism in Eukaryota, Metazoa, Chordata, Mammalia, Rodentia, Dipodidae. Gene Ontology annotation, biological process: cell chemotaxis; induction of positive chemotaxis; positive regulation of cell migration. The record is from RefSeq and is a predicted model, not a curated record. The coding region runs from base 49 to 333 and encodes 94 amino acids. Gene Ontology annotation, molecular function: CXCR chemokine receptor binding; chemokine activity. The transcript is spliced from 4 exons.